Triticum aestivum (bread wheat) is the source of this 638-nucleotide messenger RNA. Its product is annotated as zinc finger protein GIS3-like. The transcript has a single exon. Lineage: Eukaryota; Viridiplantae; Streptophyta; Magnoliopsida; Poales; Poaceae. Gene Ontology annotation, molecular function: DNA-binding transcription factor activity. The coding region runs from base 1 to 510 and encodes 169 amino acids. The record is from RefSeq and is a predicted model, not a curated record.
AUGGAGCUGUCUCUGGCCUUGGGUCGCCCUGAAACCGACGACAGCGGGACGGCCGGCCGGGGUGCGGGCAACGGCGGGCUGGCCGACGAUGAGGUCCGGCCGCUGUUCGCGUGCCUCUUCUGCGACAGGAAGUUCCUCAAGCCGCAGGCCCUCGGGGGCCACCAGAACGCGCACAAGGAGGAGCGCGCGGCCGGCUGGAACUGGAACCCCUACCUCUACGGCCGCCAACCAGCUGCUAGUGCCGCCACCUCUCGCGCCGCCGCCAGCAAAAAGUCGAUCCCUAUGGCCACGCACAGUGGUGGCGGGGCCGCCGCCGCACCGCCCCUCCAUGUCGUUCCCGAGGCUGGCACACUCGCUCCGUCCGUCCACGGCGUGCGAGCGGCAGCCAGCCCGUUCUCCGGCGUCCACGGCGAUGUGGGGGACAUGCUAAGCUCAGGAAGGUCACCGGACGCUGAGCUGGCGCCGGAGAGCAACUCCGGCGUGGGAAUCGACCUGGAGCUGCGACUCUAGCAGAUUCAGCUACGGAGGACAUGCAUCUUGCAGGAUUAUCUCCCAGCUCUCUUCGUUAAUUGCCUUUAUGAAUCUAUCUUUUGAAGGUUUGUGUUGCCCUUCUUCAGUUUUUGUUUUGUUUUGUUUUG